CGCAGCUCACUGCAGCUCCUGGGCGGCUCGGCGCGGGAGGAUGCUGGUCCGCAGGGGCGCGCGCGCGGGGCGCGGGGUGCCGUGGGGCUGCGCCGCGCUCUGCCUGCUGAGCCUGCUGCCCUGUGGCUUCACCAAUGACAGCCUGACUGCUGACACCACAGAGGGGUCCACCUUGAAUGGAUCUUCUUCAUCUGUUUCCACCACUGUAUCCCACCCGGAAACCACAACGCCACUGACCCUUGAAAGUACCACCACCUCCUAUGGCCCUUUGGACAGCACGGGGACCACAGGUGCCGCCAUCUCAGGAAUAGUCAACGUCACGUCUACCUCUGGAACCACUCCGGUCUCUGAACCCACAAACGCUUCCAUCCCAUCACAGAUCUUUCUAAACACCACAGUGUUCAGUACCACAGAACUCACCAACACAGAAAAUACUUCCGCUCCAAAUGUGACCUUGAGUCCCGGCAGCACGCCAUCUGUCAAUGUUUCCGAUGAUUCUCUCACCCCCACCAGCCCUGAGAUGACAUCACCCACCAAGCUCUACACAUCUGCCCCAAGUGCCACCAAGGGCGAAAUCAAAUGUGUAGGAAUUAAAGAAGUGAAAUUGACUCACAGCAUCUGCCUGGAACUAAACAAGACCUCCAGCUGUGAGGACUUUAAGAAAGACAGAGGAAAGGACCUGAUCCAGAUCCUGUGUGGGAAGGAAGAGGCUGACGCUGCCUCAGUGGACACUUCGUGCUCCCUGCUCCUCGCCCAGUCUGAGGUGAAGCCUCAGUGUCUGCUGGUGGUCUUGGCCAACAGCACGGAACUUUCCAGAAAAUACGAUGUUUUGAAAAAGCACCGGCCUGACCUGGAAAAGUUGGGCAUCCAAAAUUUCAGUGAACAAGAUGUUGGGGUCCACCAGAGCUAUUCCCGAAAGACCCUGAUUGCACUGGUCACCUCAGGAAUCCUGCUGGCUAUCUUGGGCACCACUGGCUAUUUCCUGAUGAACCGCCGAAGUUGGAGCCCCACAGGAGAAAGACUGGGUGAAGACCCUUAUGAUACGGAGAACAGUGGAGGCCAGGGCUAUAGCUCAGGCCCUGGGGCCUCCUCUGAGGCUCAGGGAAAGGCCAGUGUGAACCAAGGGGCUCAGGAGAACGGGACCGGCCAGGCCACCUCCAGAAACGGCCAUUCAGCAAGACAACACGUGGCUGAUACCGAAUUGUGACUUGGCUGGGUGGGGCAAGACAGGAGGUGUCCAAGAAAGCAGCCCUCCCUGCCUCUGACUGUGGGUCACCUGCAAGGUGGAGGUGAUGUCCCUCGCAUCCUACCUUCUCCCAUUGUGCACACCCCAGAUGCUGCCCCUGGGCCGCUUUGAGGGGAGGCAGGUACACUCCAGCCUUCUGUACUUCCAGCUCUCCAAACCCAGACUCCGGGCUUCCUUAGUUUCAGGUGUGGAGAAAAGCCAGGAUCCAGGGGUCUGCCGUGGGGGCUGUGGGCCCAGUAGCAGCCAUAUUGGAGUUGCCAGCUCCUGCCCUCCUUCCCUUCUACUACAAGAACCCAAGGGGGAAGGGCGGUCUUUCCUAAGCUCCAGCAUUUUCUUAGGAGGCUUUUGCUUUUACUGAUCCUUCUAUUUUCUUUUUGUACUUUAGGGAAACCAAAGUAAUGCCUUGAGCCUGCUCCCCUUGAAUAGCACAGCCAGAAAACAUACUUCUUAAGCCAUUUCCCUUGUCCUUCCAUGACAGCAGAUUUGGUCACCUGCUCCCCACAUGUCCAUAUUCCACUGAGCUCCACAUGGGCCUUAUCCCAUGCCUACAGAGGCUGGCAUAGUGCUUUGGUUGGAGCCUGGAUUUGUGCUCUCCAUGUACACCACUCAGUCCUGGUCUCUGGGCCACACAGACUACCCUUGGGUCACAGGACGGGAUCUUCAAGCAGAGCUGCCUGCCUCGUGCUCUUCUGAGGCGCUCUCUUGCACUAGGGCAGGGCUUGGCCUGCUCUUCUGACCUCAUGGCCUGCCCCCUCUUCCCCUGCUCCCGGUAGAGUUGAGCCUUGGAGUCCCCCAGUAGACUCCUCCACCUCUGUCUCUGCCUUCCCAACUGAACCCCUUCAUGGUGCUGCACCCCUUUGGUUGCAGCCCCAAGACAUCUCCCCUGGGACCCCAAGCUGCCUCCUCUGGGGUAAUGCCCGCCUUGUCAUUUUUCCAGAGGAGUGAGCAGGGUUCCUGAUUUCAAUGACGGUUGGAAAUAGAAAUUUCCAGAGUUGAGAAGAUUGUUUUUUUUGAAUAAAAAAAAAUAGGUGUGUGUAAAUACUGUAAUUAAAGUGAUA
This is a messenger RNA of Octodon degus (degu), 2304 nucleotides long. RefSeq names its product CD34 molecule (gene Cd34). Lineage: Eukaryota; Metazoa; Chordata; Mammalia; Rodentia; Octodontidae. Gene Ontology annotation, cellular component: membrane. Gene Ontology annotation, biological process: cell-matrix adhesion. The record is from RefSeq and is a predicted model, not a curated record. The transcript is spliced from 8 exons. Bases 41 to 1207 code for a protein of 388 amino acids.